AUGUAUGUUUUUCGUUUCUUUGUUUCCCUUUUUCUUUGUUUCUCUUUGUCUCUUUGUUUCUCUCUUUCUCUCUUUUUGUCUCUUUUUUCUUUUCUCUUUUUUCUCUUUUUUCUUUUUUGUCUCUUUUCUCUUUUUCUCUUUUUCUCUCUUUUUCUCUUUUGUCUUUUUCUUUUUUUUUUUUUUUCUCUUUUGUCUCUUUUUGUCUUUUGUCUCUUUUGUCUCUCUUUUGUCUCUUUUUUGUCUCUUUUUUCUUUUUGUCUUUUUUCUUUUUUUUGUCUUUUUUUUUUGUCUCUUUUCUCUUUUUUGUCUCUUUUUGUCUUUUUGUCUCUUUCUCUCUUUUUGUCUCUUUUUGUCUCUUUGUCUCUUUGUCUUUUUUUCUCUUUUUUUUUGUCUUUUUGUCUCUUUCUCUUUUUGUCUCUUUCUCUCUUUUGUCUUUUCUCUUUUUUGUCUUUUUUCUCUUUUUCUCUCUUUCUCUUUUUUGUCUCUUUCUCUCUUUUUGUCUUUUUGUCUCUUUCUCUCUUUUUGUCUUUUUGUCUCUUUCUCUCUUUUUGUCUCUUUCUCUCUUUUUGUCUCUUUCUCUCUUUUUGUCUCUUUCUCUCUUUUUGUCUCUUUCUCUCUUUUUGUCUCUUUCUCUCUUUUUGUCUCUUUCUCUCUUUUUGUCUCUUUCUCUUUUGUUUUUUCUCUUUUUUGUCUCUUUUUUCUUUUUUUUCUUUUUUUGUCUCUUUCUCUCUUUUUGUCUCUUUUUCUUUUUGUCUCUUUCUCUCUUUUGUCUUUUUUCUCUUUUUUUCUUUUUCUCUUUUUGUCUCUUUGUUUCUUUUUUGUCUUUUUUCUCUUUUUGUCUGUUUUUGUCUCUUUCUCUCUUUUUGUCUGUUUUUGUCUCUUUCUCUCUUUUUGUCUGUUUUUGUCUCUUUCUCUCUUUUUGUCUGUUUUUGUCUCUUUCUCUCUUUUUGUCUGUUUUUGUCUCUUUCUCUCUUUUUGUCUGUUUUGUCUCUUUCUCUCUUUUGUCUGUUUUUUCUCUUUUGUUUUUCUUUUUUUUGUCUCUUUUUGUCUUUUUUUCUCUUUUUCUCUUUUUUGUCUCUUUCUCUCUUUUUGUCUCUUUUUGUCUCUUUCUCUCUUUUUGUCUCUUUUUGUCUUUUUGUCUCUUUUUGUCUUUUUGUCUCUUUCUCUCUGUUUCUCUCUUUGUUUCCUUCCUUCUGA
Acanthosepion pharaonis is the source of this 1197-nucleotide messenger RNA. The record is from the annotation of a GenBank genome assembly. Lineage: Eukaryota; Metazoa; Mollusca; Cephalopoda; Sepiida; Sepiidae.